GAGAGUAAAGAUUUGGUGGGGGAGAUAAGAGACCCCACCCAUUUAGCUAAGCUACAAAAAUGACACCACAAAUCUCUAUCCAUCUCCCUAAUUCAACAGUCUUUGCAUGAAGCGGUCGAAUCCACGUGCCUUCUCUCUUACUAGUAACCAUUUUCCCUCUUCUCCACCGCCGUUUCCAUCACAUUCCCGGCAAAAUAACGUAACUGCACGCGCUUUAUUAUUCCACUGCACUCUCACUCACUCUUUCAUUAGUUUCAGCUUCAUUUCAAUAUUUUCAUUAUUCUAUUUGUAAAUAAAAUUCCAUGGCAGUAAUGUAGAGAAAGUGAAGACUGUGAAUUACGCAUCUUUCAAAAACCCUCUUUCUUUGGGGAUAGAUUGAUCAAAGGCGAUUCCUUUUGUUCUCGCCGACUUCAACUAUAAAAAGUUAUCAUCACUCCCACACUUUGCACCUUUCACCUUCUGGUAUUAUGCUUCGGUUUCAAUGCGUUAAUCUUCUGCUUCAACGACGAUCUUAGGUUUUCGUCUUCGAUUCCCGUUCUUUAUAGACUGAUUUACGAUUUUUUCUUGGUCUAUUUCGAUUUUAUUUUUUGAAAUUGUCAUUUUCGGUGUUCAUGGCGUUUGAUCAAAACUCAAGUCCCAGAGAUAUGCGACUACCACCGCCGCCGAAUGUGGUCCGGUCGGAGGAGCCACAUGUAUUGCCAGUUAGUACGGCGGCUGUUAGGGACAAUGGUGCUGUUCCGGUUUAUUAUCCUGAUGGUGGGUUGGCUGGAGUGGGAUAUGGAAAUGUGGCUUCUGGUGCUACUGCUUCUACCACCUGGUGCAUUCGCCCUGGUGUUCCCCAUCCUCAUCCUCAUCCGGCUUUGAACCCUACUGUAGGGUUUAGUUUUCCCAGUCGUGUUGCUGGUGGCAAUGCUGUUGAUCUUUCGGGUAGUUUUGUUGCAGCUGCUAAUGGAUAUCCUUUGAAUUUGGGUAAUUGGGUUACGGGUAAUGCUCUGGAUAAUAAUAAUAACAUUCAGUCCAAUAGCAGAGUAAUUGCCAAUGGCGGUGAUCGUGCUGGUGGUGUUGGAUUGAUUGGGUCUCGUUCCAAUCCCCCUGCUAGCCAGGGGGUUGAUGAAAACGGCGGGGAUGAUUCGGUUUCGGGGCGCAAAAUGAAAUUUAUGUGCAGUUAUGGUGGGAAGAUUUUGCCUAGACCUAGUGAUGGAAUGUUGAGGUAUGUUGGUGGGCAGACUAGGAUAAUAAGUGUUAAGAGAGAUGUGAGUUUUAAUGAUUUGGCACAAAAGAUGGUUAAUACUUUUGGGCAACCUGUUGUUAUCAAAUAUCAGCUUCCUGGUGAGGAUCUUGAUGCACUGGUCUCGGUUUCCUGUGCCGAUGAUCUGGAUAAUAUGAUGGAAGAGUAUGAAAGGUUGAUUGAGAGGUCUUCAGAUGGUUCUCCGAAGUUAAGGGUCUUUCUUUUUUCUGCUUCAGAAUUUGAUCCUUCUGGUGUGUUGCAGUUUGUAAAUUUACAUGAUGGUGGGCAGAAAUAUGUUGAAGCUGUGAAUGGAAUUGCUGACAGGAUUAGUGCCAAACUCACAAGGAAAGGGAGUAUUACAAGUGCAGGUUCUACUCAAAAUUCUGAUUUGGGUGGGAUAGAGGCCCCUGAUGGCACAAAUGCUGCUCAAGUAGAUGUUAAUGGCCCUCCUAUGUCCAGCACUUUAUCACCCGAUGCAAGUGUUGCUGCAUCUUAUGACGUUACUACUUCAAAUGUUAUGGUUUCUGAGCCUGUUGAAUCAAUAUGCUCAGAUAUUUCUGCUGUUUCAUUGGGCAUACCUGUGGUGGCUAAUUCAGGUCCAACUCCCACUCUACCUUUCCAGAAUGAGGUUGAAGUAGAAAAGUCUCCGCCCACUACUUUGUCCCAGCAGCAAUUUGGGUCGCAGCAGUCUGGAAUGGAAAUCCAGCCAUCUGUGCCUAUGCAGGCUUUCGUUGAUCCUCGACAGGAACUUCUGAACCAUGUAGAUUAUGUCCAGAUGCCUGCCCAUAUGGGAUUCCCAAGUUCCCAGCUUAUGGGUAGGCCUGGAACUAUCUACUCUCAGCAUCAUUUUCAUGAUCAUACUGCUGGUUAUGUAUCCCAACAGGUAAUCCCUGCAGUGCAGAUGACAAUGGCUCAGCCAUCUUCUCAUGCUGGUAUAAGACCAUGUGUUAUUCAACCACGACCAGUCAUGCAAGGACAACCAAAUGGUUUUGAGCAGUUUUAUGAUGAAAAUACUUCAGGGCUAAGGAUGCACCACCAGCUUGUUGCUGAGCAAAGUUACAAAGCAUAUCCACAUCAAGUCCCUUUCGGAGGUAAUUAUGGCUGGGUUCAGGUUUCUCCAUCGGAGCAUGUUAUUUUUCACGAUGGAUUGUUACCUCAACAACCGGUAGUGGUCCCUCAAAGAAUGGAGGACUGUUAUAUGUGUCAGAAAAAACUACCUCAUGCACAUUCAGAUCCCGUGGUACAGGAUCAGCGUAGUAGCUGUGCAGGUUUAAUUCCUGAUUCAAUGGCAAGCUACAAUAGCCUCCCAGUUGAGGAUACUUUAAGACCUCAACCAACAAAUAGGGUUUUGGUGACUGCACCAGUGAAGGAAGGCAAUGUUAAUGUUGAACAAGCAGUUGGGACUAGACCCAGGGUCAUCAUACCGUGCAGUGACACAAGUGGUCUUUCUGUGGAGGCUGAAGGUGAGAGAAACUUUAGAGUGGAUAGGCCUGAUAAUCCCAGAAAUGCAGCAGUUAUCCCGGAAAUAGUGGGAAGAACAGGUGAAAAACAGUUGCCACAGGAUGGCCUGACAGGAACAGCGCCACUGUCCUAUCUAGAUGAUUUUGCUCGCCAGCACAUGGUGCCAGUUGAAAACUGGGCCAAAGAGGACGUGGUUGUGAAUAAGCCUGUUAACGAAAUACCUUUAGUUGGUGGCACAUCUGUUGAAACUUCUGAGACUAUGGUUCAAGAAUCAUCAACACAAUAUACUAAUGAGCUUGCUAGUACAAUUUCAAAAGCAGAUGCAGUGGAGAAUUGGAUUGCACAUGACCUGCUCAAACAUAUUGAUGGAAGAAUGGACAACCUCAAGAUAAGCAACCCUGAAACUUUUGUAAAUAAUGAUAAUUUUGAUUACAAUACUCAACAUGCUUUAGAGAAAAAAGAUUUGGUUUUGGAUAACAACACUGGCAGGUCAAAAUUGAUUGCUGAUGGAAAUCAAAUUAAGAUGAUGGAUACUCUUCCUAACUCCAAUGUAGAAAUUUCAUAUGGUAAUAAUUCUAGGCAAGUUGAGUACAAUGAGGCCGCACACCCGCCAGUUUGGGGCAUUCCUGGAGUAAAUCCUCAAUCUAAGAAUGGAAUCCAUCAGAAGGACGAAGCAGUGUUAUCUUCAAUUUCGCAAUCUGUUGGGUUUGGACAUGUGCAGGAUUCUUCAAACUCACUAUUUAGCAAUCAAGAUCCCUGGAAUCUACACGGCACCUACUUUCCACCACAUAGACCUGACAAAGUCACGUCAAAAAAAGAAACCUAUUCUUUUAUUGACCAGUUUGGGGAGAAUUCAGGCAACGGUGGGGAACAUAAGUUUGAUGCUCAAUUGGAUGAUGGUCUCUAUCAGACAUUCAAACAAAAUUUAACAUUAGAAGAAGCUCGAUAUGCCAAGGAAGAGCAACAACUUCAAGCUGUUGCUGAAAGUUUAGCUGCAUCCGUUCUGCAUUCUAGCACUUCAAAUCCUGACUUACAUGCCCGAGAUGUAUCCCAUCAUGAAGACACUGAGGAUGGAGAUGUUCGAAAUAAUAUACUAAAUAUACAGUGUAAAGAAAAAACUCAGGAUGACAAAAGCAAGCUCUCAGAGAAGGCAAAUUUUGGCUUUCCAGCAUCAGAUGUUGGAGCGUUACAGAUUAUAAAGAAUAGUGACCUUGAAGAGCUAGUAGAAUUGGGAUCUGGGACCUUCGGGACUGUGUAUCAUGGAAAAUGGAGAGGUACUGAUGUUGCAAUAAAGCGGAUUAAUGAUAGGUGUUUUGCUGGAAAGCCUUCAGAGCAAGAACGCUUGAGAGCUGAUUUUUGGAAUGAGGCAAUCAAGCUAGCUGACUUACACCACCCAAAUGUGGUAGCUUUCUAUGGUGUUGUUCUUGAUGGCCCAGGAGGUUCUGUGGCAACAGUAACAGAGUAUAUGGUUAAUGGUUCUCUAAGAAAUGCCUUCGAGAAGAAUGGAAGGAAUGUUGACAAGCGCAAGCGUCUUAUGAUUGCAAUGGAUGUGGCCUUUGGUAUGGAGUACCUCCAUGGAAAAAACAUAGUACACUUUGACUUGAAAAGUGACAACUUGCUUGUGAAUCUUCGUGAUCCACAUCGCCCAAUAUGCAAGGUUGGGGACUUGGGCCUGUCCAAAGUAAAAUGCCAGACUCUAAUAUCCGGUGGUGUUAGAGGAACCCUACCUUGGAUGGCACCUGAACUGCUGAAUGGGAGUAGUAGCCUUGUUUCAGAAAAGGUUGAUGUGUUCUCAUUUGGUAUUGUCAUGUGGGAACUGCUCACUGGAGAAGAGCCGUAUGCUGAUUUGCACUAUGGGGCAAUCAUAGGUGGCAUUGUGAACAACACUUUGCGGCCUCUAGUUCCAGAAUCUUGUGAUCCAGAAUGGAGAGUGGUGAUGGAGAGGUGCUGGUCUUCAGAACCAUCAGAAAGACCUUCAUUUACAGAGAUUGCCAAUGAUUUACGUUUCAUGGCUGCCAAGAUCUCUCCCAAAGGACAAAAUCAACAACAGCAACCUGCUUCAUCUCAGAAUCAAGUGCAGAAGUAAUUUCCUGCAACUGCAGGAGCAAGAUGCUUAAUCCUAUGUCCCUCUAUGGUUUGUGUUUCCCAUCCAUUUGGUGGAUGAAUACGUUUUGCAAUGUUUUCCAUAUGAAGGUCUCGUAAGUGUCAGAAGGUAAACCUAUGGUUGUUACCAAGUGCCAAGUCGUCUAGUAGCAGUACUACUACUACUACCUAUUCUUGUAAUAUACCCAAACUUCACUGGACCCUGUAAGUUUUAGUUCGUUACUAGAAAAAGAAAAAGAUAAAGAAAAAUGUUUGUUCAUAUUCUAAACUGUUUACAGUUGUAAAAAUUGAUAUGGUAAAGAGUAGCAGCACUUUUAACUA
Messenger RNA from Lathyrus oleraceus (garden pea), 5113 nucleotides. RefSeq lists its product as uncharacterized. Bases 612 to 4775 code for a protein of 1387 amino acids. The record is from RefSeq and is a predicted model, not a curated record. Gene Ontology annotation, cellular component: cytoplasm. The transcript has 10 exons. Lineage: Eukaryota; Viridiplantae; Streptophyta; Magnoliopsida; Fabales; Fabaceae. Gene Ontology annotation, biological process: signal transduction; protein phosphorylation. Gene Ontology annotation, molecular function: protein kinase activity; protein binding; ATP binding.